AAAUGUGUAUAGACUGUGAGUUUGGGGAUGCGCUUGCUAAAUUUUUCUGUAUCCUGGUGAUGUUAGGUUUUACAUUAUGGGUUGGCUAUAUUCUAGUUGCUCUUCCUUGCUACGAAUGCAGGGGCGAUUCCACAACUCGAUGCUACAAAUUUAACUCAACGAACAAUGCUGCUUUACGCACUUGCUUUAGGAAAUCCUGUGUUAUAUCAUGCAAUCGCAAAAAUUCGAGGUGGCAUAUUAUUCGGACUUGCAUGGACAUUGAAGAUGCCCUGCAAUGUAGAGAGCAAGCCAAGUCAGCAGGCAAUAGUGAGAAAAAGUGCCUUGUUUGUGAUCAGACUCUCUGUAAUGGGAUGCCGAACGCAUGCAGUCAGAUGAAUGUUAAUGGAUGAUGAAUCACCAUGAUCAAUUUUAUUAUCAAAGCAAUACGCAGGUUUUUUUCUUGAAAGAAAUAUGCUAUCUUUCUUUCUGGAAAUCCUGAAACAGAAGUGUGGCAGCUACGUGAAUGUACAGCUUUUGCAGACUUUAAAUAUUUUGUUUGAAAAUAUUCGUAAUGAAACUUCUCUUUAUUACUUGCUCAGUAACAACCAUGUGAAUUCCAUAAUUGUUCAUAAAUUUGAUUUCUCGGACGAAGAAGUCAUGGCGUAUUACAUAUCAUUCCUGAAGACUUUAUCUUUAAAACUGAAUGUACAUACUGUGAAUUUCUUCUAUAAUGUGCACACGAAUGAUUUUCCGCUGUACACGGAAGCAAUUAAAUUUUUUAACCAUCCUGAGUCAAUGGUUCGAAUUGCUGUGAGGACAUUAACGCUCAAUGUAUAUAAAGUAGGAGACAAGUCGAUGUUAUCUUUCAUCCGGAACAAAACAGCUGCUCCAUAUUUCUCCAACCUCGUCUGGUUUAUCGGCAGUCAUGUGCUAGAGUUAGAUGCUUGUGUCUCCAAUGAUGCUAACAAUCAAAACCAAAUCCACUGCCUUGCAGACCUGGUUGCAGAGCACCUGGACCAUCUGCACUACCUCAACGACAUCCUGACUCUAGAUAUAUCAGAUCUAAAUGAGGUGCUCAAUGAUCACCUUCUUAACAAACUCCUCACUCCUCUUUACAUCUUCUCGUUAAUACCUGAUGAUCAGCUCAAACCUGCACAAACCAGUAAACCGCGCAUGAGUACAAUUGUCUCACUUUUCCUCUUGUCACAAGUCUUCCUCAUCAUCAGUAUGUAUCCUUUAGUUCGAACCCUGACAGAGAUCAUUCUCCAAGGAAGCCUAGAUAUUUUUGAACACGACGAAGAUUCGCCUGUCUCCAACAAGCUUAUCAUACCAAGUUUUGUGCCUCCACCCAAAACACUAGAAGAAUCGUUAGAUAGUGCAACGACUCCAAGUACAAGCAUAGUCUCGACAACAGAAUCCAACGUUUCUAACAUCACGGAUGAAGAAAAGGAGCAAAUUCUUGCCCAAGAGCUUCAGACAGGCUUCUUUUUUGAAACUAUCAUCAAAGCACUCAGCUGUGAAGAAAACGACCAUAAAGCGCUCUUUGCUUUGUGUCUUUUGCACUCAAUAUCUUGUAACAAAGGUAUCAAUCAAGACUUACUAGCAGGUACUCUUAUUGCAGGACCCAGUGAAAAACCAAAAUAUAAUACUCGGCUUGUAGAAAAACUAAUUGAAAUCAUGUCUUUAAGUUGUCAACCAAGAAGCGGUAUCAGAUUAGUAACCCUUGAACUGACAAUAGCUUUACUCAAACGACUUGUGGUGCUGAAUGGCAGAUCAAUUCUACAAGAUGCUCAUUUUGCAGCUGUGAUUGACGCCAAAGAGGAAUCUAUUCAAUUAGCUCAGACUUUUUUCAAGAAUGAUGAUGUUUUCCUGGACACAUUUGAGGAUGAAUACACUGAUAUGAAAAAGAAACCAUUAAAUGUUGAGUUUUUGAUGAUGGAUUCAAAAAUUCUUCUUUCACCUUCCACCACUUGCACUCCCUUAACUGGUAUAGAAUUUAGGAAACGUCUUCCCUGUGGAAAUGUUGAAAGGGCAAGGCGUGCUAUCAGGGUAUUUUUGUUGAUUCGGGAGUUCAGUUUAAUGCUAACUGGAGAAAUGGAGCUUCAACUGCCUCUGACGGACAGGAGCAACUGUUAUCAAGUUAACUCUGCCCUAGAUUUUAAUAACGCUGACUUAAUUCAUUGUAUAUUCAUCGGUAAAGACGGCAACAAAGCUAAACGGUUCCUCGUAAUUGACUCAACUCAUCUAAUCCUGAUCGAGCCAGACUCACGAUUAGGUUGGGGAAUUGUCAAACUGGCAGCUUUUCUACAGGACAUAGAGGUUGUUGGUGAUAAAGAAAAUCCGCAGUGUCUAUCAGUCACAAUGCAUCACUCAACAUCUGGAGCUCUGACUGCCAAAUUUAUUUUUGAUGAUCAUGUCAGAUGUAUGGCUGCUAAACAAAGAUUAACCAAAGCCAGGACCAUCGCUAGAGUGCAAAAACUGAACCAACUGGCCAGAUUGUUCGAUCUACCUGUCCAAACUACUCACUCCUCGCCUGGUUCACGAAUGUUCUUCCGCCAUCCGCGAUCUGGCGGAAGGAGACUCCCCGGUUUUGCUGCUCCCAUCAAAGUCCCGUCUAGUUCCUUUGCUGCAGCAAAGAAUGGCAGUUCUAAUGGUCAUUGUCGAAGUUUGUCUAGCUCUCCAAAACCGUCCACAACCUAUUGUCCCAAUGAAGACAUUCCCUUAGAAAAUAUUGCUUUAAAGACAAUUAAUCCAGCAAACGUGGCCUCAUCUGUGGAAGAACAAUCUGAGACCAGCAAUGCAAGCUCCAGCCAAGAUGCACCUGUGAAUGAUACAGCAGAACCAUCAGACCUUGAAACCUCUUUCAGUCAGAUUUCUGUCUCCAGCAAGAAAACUGCGCGACGGAAAGGAAAAGUAGAAACAGUAUGAGACGGGGUUCGUAAACUCCGUCGAGGGUUAUUCAGCUUCUAGCUCAUAUAUUGUACAUUCAUCAUAAUGUACUCUUUUAAUGACUGAACUGCAAAAAUAUGUACCUGGCUCUCAGGCUGUGAGUUCAAGAGCAGAUCUUUCUGUGUAAUUCUACACCAUGAAUUUUCAUUUCAACAGUAUAUCUGUAGAUUCUUUUGAAAAAAAAAAUUGAGGUAAAUUAACAUACUUCAACUUACGAUUUUCCAAGCCAUGAAACUUCAUGAAAGUUCUUGAAUUAUUGCAAAGAUGUAGGUAAAUUUUCAUAAAAAAUAAUUGAUGGUAAAUAAAGGAUUAUAAAGCACUGAUGAAGAUUGAACUAGAUUUAAUUGAUUGAAAUUGGUUUGUAUUGAACUAGCAGCCAUAUUUAUUUUUCAGUAUUAUUGUACAGCCCAGAAAUAUUUGAUAAUAUGUUGUCUGGAUUAUAAAUUUUCUUUUUGUGCUUUCAACUAAACUUAUAAGAGAGGGAAUAGUCAAAGAAAAGCCAUAGGUCAGCCAAAAAACAUAAUUGCUUGAGAUUCUAAAUCAUGAAUCAAUUUCUUUUCAGGUAUCCGAUUAAACAUGAUUUCAGUUAAAAAUGUAGCUUAUAAGAUGAGCUCAUCUCACAUAAAAAAGGAAUUUUUGAUAACCAUUUUUUUCUUGUAAUAUUUUUGGUUGAAAAUAGUUGCUGAAAAGAAUACAGUAAGGGAUUCCUUUCUUUUUUUUUUUCAAAAAAAAAAAAAAAAAAUCCGUGUCUUUCAUUUCACACUAUGCAAUACAUCACAAAGUAUCUAAGCAAGAAUAGCUCGUGCACCAUCAACUUCUCCUUUCCCCCGCAAACUGUGUAAGGCUUAUUUUCUUGCCUCAGAAAUAUCAUAAGUGUAAAUGAGUCACUCUUGACAGAAUAUUAUUUUUAUUCUAAAGUGACUUUUACUCUCAAUUCAGAAUCCAAAGAAUUUUGAGGUGGAAAAUUGUUUCUACACACAAGAAUGCACCAACUUACUUAUUCAUUUGAUUUCAGUGACAUGUAUUGGAAUAGUGGGCCGUCUGAUUUCUAUUUUUUUACGGAUUUAUUUUGUAUUAGGUGAGUCGGCAAAAACUGAAUGGACAAGGCCAUGCACAAUGAAAACAUAAAAUUAUAAAGUGAAAAAUAGGAUAUUGUAUGCAGUCUUUGUAAGGCACUGUUCAUUUUUAUUGCCAACAUGUUACAAAUGCUUUUUUGUGCGAUGGAGAAUUUCAUCAUAUUCACCGUUAGUUCCCAAA
Bemisia tabaci is the source of this 4185-nucleotide messenger RNA. RefSeq names its product C-type lectin domain containing ema (gene ema). Gene Ontology annotation, cellular component: Golgi apparatus; late endosome. The record is from RefSeq and is a predicted model, not a curated record. Gene Ontology annotation, biological process: endosomal transport; regulation of autophagosome maturation; vacuolar transport. Lineage: Eukaryota; Metazoa; Arthropoda; Insecta; Hemiptera; Aleyrodidae.